AUGGGCGAAUUUGAGAUCCCAACCGAGCAAUGGGCUCAAGUGGUUGAGAAGUCGGGUGGCCCCGUGUCGUACAAGAAGAUCCCCGUCCAGAAGCCCGGCCCGGAUGAAGUCCUCGUCAACGUCAAGUACUCGGGCGUCUGCCACACCGACCUGCACGCCAUGAUGGGCGACUGGCCGCUCGAGACCAAGCUGCCCCUCGUCGGCGGGCACGAGGGCGCGGGCGUGGUGGUGGCCAAGGGCGAGCUGGUGACCGACCUCGAGCUGGGCGACCACGCCGGCAUCAAGUGGCUCAACGGCAGCUGCCUGGCCUGCAGCUUCUGCAUGCAGGCCGACGAGCCGCUCUGCCCCAAGGCCCUGCUGUCGGGCUACACCGUCGACGGCACCUUCCAGCAGUACGCCGUGGCCAAGGCCGCCCACGUCGCGCGCAUCCCCAAGGACUGCGACCUCGAGGCCGUCGCCCCCGUCCUCUGCGCCGGCAUCACCGUGUACAAGGGCCUGAAGGAAUCGGGCGUGCGCCCCGGCCAGUACGUCGCCAUCGUCGGCGCGGGCGGCGGGCUGGGCAGCAUGGCGAUCCAGUACGCGCGCGCCAUGGGCCUGAACGUGGUGGCCAUCGACGGCGGCGAGGAGAAGGGCAAGAGCUGCAAGGACCUCGGCGCGAGCGCCUACGUCGAUUACACGACCAGCGUCGGCGACGACUUCGUGCGCGACGUCCGCGCGGCGUCCGGCCCCGACGGCCUCGGCCCCCACGCCGUGCUGCUGCUGGCCGUCGCCGAGAAGCCGUUCCAGCAGGCCACGCAGUAUGUGCGCAGCCGCGGCUCCGUCGUCUGCAUCGGCCUGCCGGCUGGUGCCAAGCUCAGCGCCCCCGUGUUUGAUACGGUCGUGCGUAUGCUCACCAUCAAGGGGAGCUAUGUUGGCAACCGGCAGGACACGCAGGAAGCGCUGGACUUUUACAACCGCGGCCUGAUUAGGGUGCCGUGCAAGACGGUGGGCAUGAGCGAGCUGCAGAAUGUGUACCAGCUGAUGCGUGAGGGCAAGAUCGUGGGCCGGUAUGUGGUCGAUACUAGCAAGUGA
This is a messenger RNA of Chaetomium globosum CBS 148.51, 1071 nucleotides long. Its product is annotated as alcohol dehydrogenase I. Gene Ontology annotation, molecular function: zinc ion binding; oxidoreductase activity. NCBI's taxonomy places the organism in Eukaryota, Fungi, Ascomycota, Sordariomycetes, Sordariales, Chaetomiaceae. The record is from RefSeq and is a predicted model, not a curated record. The coding region runs from base 1 to 1071 and encodes 356 amino acids. The transcript has 2 exons.